This is a messenger RNA of Papaver somniferum (opium poppy), 873 nucleotides long. RefSeq lists its product as uncharacterized. Bases 1 to 873 code for a protein of 290 amino acids. NCBI's taxonomy places the organism in Eukaryota, Viridiplantae, Streptophyta, Magnoliopsida, Ranunculales, Papaveraceae. The transcript has 2 exons. The record is from RefSeq and is a predicted model, not a curated record.
AUGUGUUUUGCUGAUUUGGUUAAGGGUAAAAAACCCUAUAUGUUAACAUAUUCAGAUUUAUUAUCUCUACCCGAGGCGUCUUUAUAUAUUGAAAAACCAACUUUGGGUUUACCUAUAGAACUUACUCAAGAGGGGAGUGAUAUAUUCCAGUUUAGUCUUACUGGGAGACUAAACUUUAAAGGUUUAAAACUUAAUGAUGCUAAAAAAAGUUUGGAAGAACAAUGGGGUUUCAGUGAUGGAAGGUGCAAGCUGGUUCCUAUGACUAAGGGGUUUUUCAUCAUCAAGUUGACUUCUGCAGAGGAUAAAGAACGAGUUUGGCAUGGUGAUUCAUGGAAGGUGCAGAAACAAACACUUAGGGUUAUGAAUUUUUACCCUAACUUUGAUCCGGAGAGGCAAAAUACAUCUCAUGCUACAUUUUGGGUGAGUUUUCCUGGCUUAUGCAUUGAGUUGUGGACUAAAAAAAUUCUUCUAUCCAUUGCAAUAAUUCUUGGUAAGCCGAUUGUUAUAGAUCAGAAAACCUUGGAUCAUGAUGUUGGUAACUAUGUUGUUAUGCUGAUUGACAUUGAUUUUGCUAAGGUAGUUCCUAAAACAAUACGUCUUAAAGCUAAUGAAAGGGAAUUCUGGAAAUAUGUGGAAAUACAAGAUGUUGAGAAUACUAAAUUUUGUACUCAUUAUAAAAUUAUGGGUCAUAAGUUUGAGAACUGUCUUGCAUCUCGUAAGAUUUUAGGGAGUUCUAUUAUGGAAGAGAAACGUGAUUCAAGUGACACUACAAGCGCCGUGGGUUCUUCAUCUAUGGAUAAAUCUAAGGAGAAUGGAAAACAAGCUCCUAUUAUUCGUGUUAUUCCAGAAUAUGUUGAAAUAUGGAGCGAUUAG